GAUCCAGAACUGAAGAAGCUGUAUGAUUACUUGGCGCAGUACUUCGAACCCAAGAUCCGUCUUCCCCCAGCGGGGAGCAAGUCAGCCGAGAGUCUUGAGGAUUGUCAGGAACAAGAUGCUGGGGCAGCGGGGGUUGAGAGUGGGGAAAGUCAAGAGAGUGAACUUGAAGAAGCGGGACCUGUUUGCUUGCAUGAUGUGUACGCCGCAAUCAGCCCCCAAGAAAGUGACCCUAGCGCUGUGAUGGCCAGAAAAGAGGAGAAACUUUGUUGGACUUUGGGGAGGGACCUCAGAAAAACACCCAGCCCCAGUGAAGACUUCGAGAGUGCUUGGUGCAAGGGUCCAGGUGAUUCAACUCCACCGAAACAGAUUGAGCUACCGUCGUCUGUCAAUGGGCCUGUGCCGGAAGAGCUUAUGAACUCUGUACGUUCACGUGUGAUGUUUUUGGAGCAGCAAAUGCAGCAGAGGCGUGUCGCGUUGCUGGGCAAGAAGUGUUGGGGCAGCGCGGAGGAAACACAGCCCUAUGACCAUGAUGCCACCCUUCGGUAUGAAGAGGACACACGCAACAAGAGUCAAGAGCAUGAUGAUAGGACCACUGAGACACCUUUCCCAACUGAGCCGGACCCAAAGGAUGCUAUGGAUGACCUUCAGGGAAAGCAACUUGAACCUCCCACUCCGCCAGUGCUACCGGGAUGUCUUGACAAAAAUUUCAAGUGUCCAGUUGUGAUGUUGGAACAUGAUGUCCGAGUGAUCAUGGCUACAGGGUUUACCAAAGAGAUGGCUGAGGAAGCUUUGGUGAAAGCCAGGGGAUCCUUGCCCGAAGCCAUGGGCUUGUUGAUUCGUGCCCGCUAUGGCAUUCCCAAGCCGCACAAGCCUGACACAAAGGAACUGCAAAACAGACCUGAACAAAAAGUUGAAACAACAAUGGAGCCAAAAGCUGAACCCAAAGUUGAAGCCAAAGGUGAGCCAACGAGCCCAUCGCCUAUGGACAUCGUUGCCGCAGCCUCACCUGUGACACGGAGAGACCAGAGAGAAUUCCGAGAACAACUGAAGGCAGUAGGUUCAGAGGAGGAAGGUGAGGAAGGAGACGAUGAUGAGGAGGAAAAGCCAACAAGGAAAACCAGGGUUAAAAGUAAGGCAAAGGCAAAGGCAAAGGCCAAAGCAAAGGCCAAAGCAAAGGGGAAAACAAAGAAAAAGGCUGAUGACAACGGAGUUCGUGGCAAGGGCGCCAAGGGAAAGGGUGCAAACAGCUCCAAAGAACCUAAGGGCCCGUCAAAGAAGCCUGCGACCAAGAGCAAAGGGAAAGACCACAAGGAACCGGAUUCCAGUCCCAAGACACGCAAGUUGAACAAUGGGAAGAAAACACCUGUUGAACCCAAGGUCUCUGCUGACACUGGGAAACGUGAAAAGGCUACCUUCGCAGGACGCUACAUUCCCAAGACUCAGCCUUUGCGUAGUGUGUGGGUUGCUGCUCGCAAAGCCUUUGUUGGCAUCAAGGGGGAGCUCAAA
Molecule: messenger RNA, 1506 nt
Organism: Cladocopium goreaui
Lineage: Eukaryota; Dinophyceae; Suessiales; Symbiodiniaceae
Source: the annotation of a GenBank genome assembly